AAACUCCCAGUAUGAGGCAAAGCAUUCCCACUGCAGCAAUUGGUCCACGGGAGCUAUAAAUUGGUCUCCUCCAGAAACAGACCAAAAUUUGUCUGUGGGGAGGUCAGCCAGAAACUAAAGGCAGAGGCCAUGGAGAGGAAUGGUGCUGCCCGUCCCCAGGUGCCAGACCCCACGCACCACUUCCACAGAGCGCUGCUGGAUCAGCGACGGAGGCUGCGAGGUCAGAUUGCUCACCUUCACAAGGCAGCUCGCAAAAUCAACAAGCUUCGCAAAAGAUCCCUGAUUGCCAACAUCAGUGGGAGCUCACUGACAGCCGUGGGAGCAGUCACGGCCAUCGUGGGAUUGUCUCUAAGCCCAGCUACACUGGGAGCCUCCCUCCUGGCAUCUGCAGUGGGUUUGGGCUUAGCCACUGCUGGAGGAGCUGUCAGCAUCACCUCCGAUCUCUCUGCCGUGCUCUGCAAUUCCCGGGAGGUGAAGAAGGUGCAGGAAAUUGCAAUGACUUGUCGGAAACAGAUGAGGGAAAUCCUCAGCUGCCUGGAAUUCCUCCGCCGUGUGCAGGGCCCAGGGGACCCCAAGCUUCUCCAGUCAGAGAAGAGAGCAUCCAUCUCCCUGUAUAACUCUGUCUGCUUCAUGGUCUUCUGUGGCUCCCACAGCUUCCUUGUUCCAGAAUAUACAAAAGAGGUCACAAAAGUGAGCCAGGCCAUGCUGAAGGCCAAAAUCCAGAAGCUGGCUGCCAACCUUGAGAUCUGCACCAGAGCAAUGGACGAAGUCUGUGAACUCCUUGAGUCCAGGACAGAGCUUUCCCCACAAAUGAGGAAACUCAACUUGGGUGCUAGAACCACCGCUGAGACCCCAAGACCAUCCAGUUGAAACAGCAAUUGCCCUGUAAUGAAACCAGGCUUGAAAACACUACGUAACUGUCACCAUUGGCACUGCUACCUGUUGCUGUUGUAAUAUUGGUGGUGCUCAUCCACAUAGAUGCACACGUCUCUUGUGCCUUAUUUAUAUUUGAACACAAACCUCUCCCUGAUAUCAAGACAGAGUUACACAUACACACACACACACACACAGAUACACCCCACUGCCUCACAGCAGCCCCCUGGCUCAGGGUAUGGACAUGAGGACUACUGGGUACAUGGCAGCAGAUCCCAGAGCCAGAACACAGGGGUAGGUGGCCAUUCCUCAAUUCCAUGUUUCCUCAUCCAUCUCCAUGACUCUGCUUCCUCAUGUAGCAGAAAGAAGUAGGUCAGCAGAGUGAUGAAAUCCCUGCAGUCUUUGGGCUGACAGACCCUGGUCUGUGGAUAACUCAUGAAUCUAUGAAUGCUGAAGGGGCUGUGAUACCCUCAAAGAGCCAGCAGCCACCAACUUCCGGUAGAGUACAGCCCUAUUUCCAAAGGUACAUCUGGGAAGGCUGUUGAAAGGAGCAGCCCCAGAUAUGACAGACUGUGUGGAUGGCUCAGUCAUCCCAGGGUAAAGCAGAAGAGCCAGAAACUGUUAUCCUUUAUAAAGAAACCUCUCCAAGAUAAGAACUGUGAUGUUUGUGUUCUAUUUAUUUACGUGAGAUGUUUUUAAAGUUUUGAUAUUGUAUUUUAAAGUUUUGAUAUUUUAUUUAAGUAUUUUGUUUUCCUUUUAAAAAGAGGUCUCUGCUCCAAGGGAGUGCAGCUGUUCUUAGAGGCAAAGCAAGUCUGUGGCAAGUGAGAGCAAGUUACAAGUUCUUUGGCUGUGAGGGUAAGUCUCUGUAGGAAAGGGAAAGAUGAAUGCUGAUAGUUAUAAGACAGAUGAACUGUGGUUAAUCACUGACAGAUCUUAGAAACCAAAACAGGGAGAUGGGUCAAUGACCCUGGGACCAGAGCCUGCCUCAGGAGACUCUCUGGGGGAAGAGUCAGUGUACCUCUUGGAGCAUGGAGGGAAGAAUAUGCUGGUGUUAUGCUCUGAGCUGGAGACCGGCUGAGAGAAGAGCACACCUGAGAGGUGGUAGUGCUGCUCUCUGUGCAGUCAAACAGCCUGUGAGACCCACCCCAGUUGUCUGGGGAGGGAGGAGGCAGCACGCACAGAGCUACACAUAUGCUUAGCAAUGCUUCCCAGGGAAGGCUUCACAUCAGCAAUAUAUAUACACUGGUACUAAUAGUCAACAAAGGUGAAGAAAAGGAGGAUGAUUCAGGGGUCAGAGCACUGAGGAAGCAGGAGGAAUGACUUGGACUCAAUUUCAAGUGACUGUCCUGCUAAGGAUGUCCUUUGUGAUUUUCAGCACUUCAGUGCCUCAGUUCUCCAUGCAAAAAUGGGAAUAGUAGCACUUCUCUACCUCACAAGGAUGUUUCUGGGACAAAUAUUCUGAAGUGCUCAGGUGCUGUGGUGGUGGAGAUCAUGUCAGUACCUGGAAGAGAUAGAAAGAAGAACCCCCAAAAUCUAGCUUGAGACAACCAGAGAACUUAAUGCAGGGACAAUUCCAGCCCCAUGAGUAGAAUCCAAAUAGUGAGGGGAACUUCGCUUGGGGUUUGUGAAUCAAAAUGAUGAAAAAGAUGAUUUGUAAUUCUAUCACACCGAAUAAACUCUUGGGAAGGGCUAUACUCCAAUUCACAAAGCUCAACUCCUUCUCAAGCUGUCUCUCCCUCUCACAACUUCAACAUGUGUUUUGAUGUGUAAAACAAAAGCUUUUGUCCCUCAGAAUGUGACUGAGUUGUCUGUAAUGCCCAUGCUUCUUUGCUGUAAGGGGAAAGUACACUGCUAGUUCAAUUAAAUGAAUAUGAAGUA
Molecule: messenger RNA, 2751 nt
Organism: Tympanuchus pallidicinctus (lesser prairie-chicken)
Lineage: Eukaryota; Metazoa; Chordata; Aves; Galliformes; Phasianidae
Gene: APOLD1
Product: apolipoprotein L domain containing 1
Exons: 2
Coding region: 130-870 (246 amino acids)
Biological process (GO): lipoprotein metabolic process; lipid transport
Cellular component (GO): extracellular region; membrane
Molecular function (GO): lipid binding
Source: RefSeq, a predicted model, not a curated record